CGUUUCCUUUAUUAAGUUUGCGAUGUAUUGAACUUGUUCUUUAUUCAUGUUGAAAAAAUAUCGAAACAUAGUUAUGAAAUCCGUAAUCUUUAACCUUUGUCCUUUGGAAGUUUCCUCUCAAUCAUUAAUUGACAUAGAGCUACUAGGUCUUAGCGUACUUUCAUGCUCUCUAUCCGGUAUCAGGCUGUGUGGAAGGACAUCUGCAGAAUUUCUGCAUUAUUGAAAUAACAAUGAACGUUGCCAUUGCAACCACGAUUAUGAAAAUGCAAAGUGCAUAACUUAGUAAGCUGAAAAGGCCUUUUAGUUUCGUUUUACUUAGCAAGUGAAAAUGACACAGCUGUGCAUUGCUGAUCAGUAGAAAUCGCCAACAAUUUAAAUACAAUUUAUGCUGUUGUCGUAUUAGUUACCAUACAACUUGUAUUUUAUCAUUUUGGAACCAAUUCUCAAACGUACGAGUGCCGGAAAUGUUGGCAAAGUUCAUUGUUUCGUGCUACGAAAGCUAAAUUGUAAGAAACGCUUUUCUUUUUACUGUUAUGUGUUGCGUAAUCGACCAAUUACUUCUGAAAAUAUUUAAAUGGUACGUAUGAACUCAUAUUUUACAACAAUUAUUUAUUUAUGCAAUGACUUUGUGAUGAACCUUUAUUUUGUUUAAUACAACUGAAAAAAUAACGAUUUUCACAAAUAUAUUUUCAGCAUAAGGCUUUCCAAUGCUGAAAUAUAAGAGACUAGUGUAGCUCACAAUUCUCAAUUUUUAAAUACAGUGGUGCAAUUUAUACUCGUAAUGUCCUUUUAAAAACCCAUCGAAAUGGUCGGAGAAUACAUAGCACCUAAUAAAAGUACUAGUAGUACCCGGCUUCUAUGUUUAUUAGGCAACAUAUUGCCGGUGUUUGUAAUAACGAGUAGGUAAUAGUUGUGGAAACGUAAAUGUAAAAUUUGCUGAUUUAAAUCCAGAGUUUUCAUUGCAGAGUUUUAAAAUUACAAAACUGAUUUAGUUGCACGCAGGUCGAUUUCAUCACAUGUCAUUCAUAAACCUAUAAAUAUUAUUGUUACAUGAUGAUAAAAACGACGAUAAAACUUUCACAGGCAAAUUGCGGUCUAUUAGAGAUUUCUUUAUGCGAUAAAAGGUCCCGAUGUUUGGGGAGGCUCAUCCAACAAGGCUCGGGCGGGCGCGUGCGGGGCCUAGCGGCCAUUAGCAUGCGGCCCGCGACACGCGCGAACCUACUUACCAUGAGCAAUGCGGAACGCACUGGGCUCACUCAGAGAAUUUAAUUGUGUUCCAUUAUCAUAUUUAGGUUCUUUUACGGUAAGUCAAAAGUGAAAACUCAAUGGGAGUCAACGUCGCUUGUCAUUCGUAAGCCGCGAUCGAUGGCGACAACUUCUUUCGCCCGGUAGACCGAGGAUUAGCAACAUGGCGAUCUUCAAAUAUAUUGCCGUUAUAUUAGCGUGUGGCGCGUGCGUUUCUGCAAUUGUUGGGCCAGGAAACGAAACCAAGUCUGCAUUAUCUAAAACUGAUACGUAUUUAGAUGCGUACUCUAAAUCGCGCAUUGAAGCUGAGAAGGCAAAACAAGGUGUAGUGAUAAUAACAGCAAAGGAUGGAGAAAAGAAGAUUUCAAACCGAGAUGACAGUUACCAGUCUGCCUCCGGCUACGACUACUCACCGCCGUUUUCAAGUGACAGCAGUUUCAGUUCUUCAGGAUCGUCGAGUUAUUCUGGGUCCAAUAGUUAUUCGUCUCCGUCGUCUAGUUAUGGACCACCUGUGAAGUUUGAACCUGAAAUAACAUACAAUGCUCCUCCGAACACUUAUGGUCCUCCUUCUCCAAAUUAUGGACCUCCGGCGCAUAGCUAUGGGCCGCCAGCUCCUUCGUACGGCCCUCCAGCCCAGACGUACGGACCUCCAGCUCAAUCAUACGGCCCACCAAUUCAUAAGCCUUUGCCACCACCAAUAUAUGGGCCACCCCUGAAACCAUCUUACGGGGUACCCUACACUGCACCCGCCCUAGGAUUUUUGGAUAAAUUGUCGUUGAAACUAGACAUCUUGACAAUAGCAAAAUUGCUGUUGAAACUUUUGAUCUUCAAGAAGCUUGUGACUAUGCUUGCCGUGGUUUGUAUGUUGUUGGUGAUACCGAAACUUAUUUCAUUCAAAAAGGACAACAAUGGCGGUGGCAACACUGACGAGGAUGAGCGAAACUUUGGAGCCAAAAACUUGGUGGAGUUAACUUCGGUUCAUCAGUUGUUGGAGCGAGCUAUCUCCGUGUACGGACAGCAGCAGCCGAACUGUAACGUCACGUGUCGCGUGCGCAGAGUCCUAGACGACAUCUACGAAUUUCAACCUUAUUUCAGGGGAGAUUCAUCAUAACUAACUCACAGUUAUGCUGUCAACGGUCGUUGUUCUAAUGGAUGCUGGUUAUAGCAGGUGCCAUUGAAAUUAGUCUGAUUCCAGUCAAAAGACUUUAACGUACCUAUUUAUUUACUUAUUUAUUUAAAUUAUUUGUAGAUAGUUAUUUAUUGUGAUUAUAAGUUAAAUAAAGAAUUUUAUUAUUU
Molecule: messenger RNA, 2541 nt
Organism: Helicoverpa zea (corn earworm)
Lineage: Eukaryota; Metazoa; Arthropoda; Insecta; Lepidoptera; Noctuidae
Product: histone-lysine N-methyltransferase SETD1A
Exons: 3
Coding region: 1409-2356 (315 amino acids)
Source: RefSeq, a predicted model, not a curated record